Sciurus carolinensis (gray squirrel) is the source of this 1847-nucleotide messenger RNA. RefSeq names its product phosphoglycerate dehydrogenase (gene Phgdh). Gene Ontology annotation, biological process: L-serine biosynthetic process. The transcript has 12 exons. NCBI's taxonomy places the organism in Eukaryota, Metazoa, Chordata, Mammalia, Rodentia, Sciuridae. The coding region runs from base 97 to 1698 and encodes 533 amino acids. Gene Ontology annotation, molecular function: NAD binding; phosphoglycerate dehydrogenase activity. The record is from RefSeq and is a predicted model, not a curated record.
UGCCCAGUUACAGGAGCCAGCCAGUGUGAGCUGCAGCUUCUUGGCUUAAGUGCUUCUACCCACCGAGAGCGGCGGAUUCCUUGGCCUACUCCAGCAAUGGCCUUCGCAAAUCUGCGGAAAGUGCUCAUCAGUGACAGCCUGGACCCUUGCUGCAGGAAGAUCCUGCAAGAUGGAGGGCUACAGGUGGUGGAGAAGCAGAACCUGAGCAAAGAGGAGCUGAUAGCCGAGCUGCAGGACUGUGAAGGCCUUAUCGUUCGCUCGGCCACCAAGGUCACCGCUGAUGUCAUCAACGCAGCUGAGAAGCUCCAGGUGGUGGGCAGGGCUGGCACAGGUGUGGAUAACGUGGAUCUGGAGGCUGCAACAAGAAAGGGCAUCCUGGUCAUGAACACCCCCAAUGGAAACAGCCUCAGUGCUGCAGAGCUCACCUGUGGGAUGAUCAUGUGCCUGGCCAGGCAGAUUCCCCAGGCGACAGCUUCCAUGAAGAAUGGGAAGUGGGAACGGAAGAAGUUCAUGGGAACUGAGCUGAAUGGAAAGAUCUUGGGAAUUCUUGGCUUGGGCAGGAUUGGGAGAGAGGUGGCCACUCGGAUGCAGUCCUUUGGGAUGAAGACUAUAGGGUACGACCCCAUCAUUUCUCCAGAAGUCUCAGCCUCCUUCGGUGUCCAGCAGCUGCCCCUGGAGGAGAUCUGGCCUCUCUGUGAUUUUAUCACCGUGCACACACCUCUCCUACCCUCCACGACAGGCUUGCUGAAUGACAGCACCUUCGCCCAGUGCAAGAAGGGCGUGCGUGUGGUGAACUGUGCUCGAGGAGGUAUUGUGGACGAAGGCGCCCUGCUUCGGGCCCUGCAAUCUGGUCAGUGUGCAGGAGCCGCGCUGGACGUAUUUACAGAAGAACCACCUCGGGACCGAGCCUUGGUGGACCACGAGAACGUCAUCAGCUGCCCCCACCUGGGUGCCAGCACCAAGGAGGCCCAGAGCCGCUGUGGGGAGGAGAUUGCUGUCCAGUUUGUGGACAUGGUGAAGGGGAAGUCUCUCACAGGAGUUGUGAAUGCACAGGCUCUUACCAGUGCCUUCUCUCCACACACAAAGCCUUGGAUUGGUCUGGCAGAAGCUCUGGGGACACUGAUGCGAGCCUGGGCUGGCUCCCCCAAAGGGACCAUCCAGGUGGUAACACAGGGAACAUCUCUGAAGAACGCUGGAAACUGCCUAAGCCCUGCAGUCAUUGUCGGCCUCCUGAAAGAAGCUUCCAAGCAGGCGGAUGUGAACUUGGUGAACGCUAAGCUGCUGGUGAAAGAAGCCGGCCUAAAUGUCACCACCUCCCAUAGCACAGCUGCAGCAGGGGAGCAGGGCAGUGGAGAAUGCCUCCUGACCGUGGCCCUGGCCGGCGCUCCAUAUCGAGCUGUGGGCUCUGUCCAGGGCACUACACCUGUGCUGCAGGUGCUCAAUGGUGCAGUUUUCAAACCAGAAGUGCCUCUCCGCCGGGGCCUGCCUCUGCUCAUGUUCCGGGCUCAGCCCUCCAACCCUGCAAUGCUGCCUACCAUGAUUGGCCUCUUGGCAGAGGCAGGUGUGCAGCUGCUGUCCUACCAGACCUCUAUGGCAUCUGAUGGGGAGACCUGGCACGUCAUGGGCAUCUCUUCCCUGCUGCCCAGCCUGGAACCAUGGAAGCAGCAUGUGUCUGAAGCUUUCCAGUUCUACUUCUAACUUUGGUUCUGGCCUCUGGGACUUCUCUGAAGAAAACUACCCACUUUGAACUAUCAGGAGAGGAGAUCCACAUUCCUGGGGCUGACAUUGCUGCAAUCUCUUGACCCCUGCAUGUAGCAAUAACCAUCUAAUAAAGAGCUUCCCCAAGU